CUCAGUCAGUCCGAUUUCGAACUUUUUACGCGACGGCAAUAAUUGCUAGAAAAGUGAAAACUUUUGGCUGAAAGAAAAUCUUUUGCCUUCGGUACGUUAGUAGUGCUAUCAGUAUUCGAUUAUUUGUAGCAAAAAGUGUCCGUUAGGCUUACCAGGAGCCUGCCGGAAGUGGGCUGCUCCUUAAAAAACAGAAUGGCUCCGGAGUGGCCAAUGUGAAAGUUUUUUUUUCUUAUCCACUAUCUUGCUCUUGAAAGAAAAAUAUAAGUUCCUUUUCAUCUUAUCGAAGGAAAAGAGAGGGCAGUGUGAGGAAGAACAAAAUCAGUGUCGUGGCCCUGAAGAUACAGAAAUAAUUGAAGCAAACCACGGCAGGAGAGUCGAUUCUUCCGGAAGGUUUUCUCAAGGAUACGAAAGUUAGUAGCUUGCAGAAUGUCGGUGGUUCGCACUAAAGUCCUUGGGCUGGUCGACGUCAUAAUGCGCGUCCCCAGCCUGUUUAUCAUCGACGAAAUUCUCAAAAUUAGUAUGGGAUUGCCGAACUCUUCACCUAUGGCAGGAUCCAGCACUGCAAUGAACCCUGCGGUUAGCUCGGCCACAGUCGAGUUGGUAUCGGAACCCGAAUCGCUGGUCAAUGCGACGUUAAAUGCCACCAUGAAUGCAGCGACCGCUGCUGCAGCUGAUUUCCUGGGGGCUGCUGCCGGAAUGAGCUCAGACGAGUCCCUUCGGGAUGAUAUAGAAUUCUACAAGUUUAUCUCGUUAACGUCACUCAAAUUUCUACUGUGUCUAUUCGGAUGCAUCAGCGCGGCGUGCGUCUUCAUGCUGUGGACAAGGCACCUAGUCAUAGUGUACAUGUACAUCGUCUCUGUUGGCCUCAUUUUCCUGUCCUACUGGAGCAACGUGUCGGCCCUGUCGGUCAUAUCGGACGGUCCCAGUUUACUGGAGGACAUUCUAUCCCUCAACAUGGAACGACUGUUGGAUCCCGGGGGCGUCGCACUUUCCAUACUACCCCAUCUGCUGGCCCAGUGGCUGAUGGGGGUUAUUUUUGCGUACAUCCACUUGGGACCAAAAUACAAGCUGAUCCAGAAAGCGCUACCAUUCAGCUUCCUGAUGCCACUUUUCCUGGCAAUGCUGCCGCUGCCAACGGUAGUGCUUAAACAUUCCCCAGCGUUCGCCGCCAUCAUGCCGUUGGUUCUAUCCAAAAUUGCCCUGUGGAGCUCAUCGUUCGAUGUGGUCAAGACUAUUCUAAAUGGCUACCAGCAUGCACGUAAUUUUGCUAGUAAUUUUGGCAUCUCGGCACUCAUAGAAAACGAGUGGCAACGGCUAAAUGUACCCUGUGUGUUGAGGGCAUUCUGGACUAUCCGUUUGACCGAACAGCUGAUAAGUCUACUGCUAAACUCGGAUGUUCCCCUAAGGUUUGCUGUCACUGUCCAAAGUUUGCUCGUGAGUGGGUGUGAGACACUGACAGCUGUUUUAGGAAUGACCAGUAUCAUUUCCCUCAUCUGUCACUACAUCGGAAAGGCGUUCCAGUUGUUUCUACUAUCGGAGGAUUACGAUGAAGACAAAUCUAUAGGAACCGUGUCGGCAAUUCUUUUCUAUAUAUUAGCACUACAGACUGGACUUACUUCGCUGACCCCAGAUAAAAGAUUCAUUCGAUUGUGCCGGAAUCUGUGUCUAUUGAUCACGGCGUUGUUACAUUUCCUGCACAACAUCGUUGCUCCAAUCCUGAUGUCGCUCAGUGCUGCAAGGAAUCCAUCGAGGAAACGCCAUGCCCGAGCUUUGAUGGUGUGUGCAUUCUUGCUGAUGACUCCAAUCGGACUGCUGAGUAUCCUAUGGACUCGCCAUUCUCCGUCGACUUGGUUGCUAGCAGUAACGGCGUUCUCAGUGGAAGUAAUCGUUAAGGUAUUAGUCAGCUUGGCGACGUACACGUUAUUCCUAUUGGAUGCUAGAAGGCAGACUUUCUGGGAAAAAUUGGACGACUACGUGUACUACAUACGAGCGUUUGGAAAUUCGGUAGAGUUCUGCUUUGGAAUAUUCCUGUUCUUCAACGGAGCAUGGAUUCUAAUUUUCGAAUCAGCUACCAUUCCUGUAGGCGGAGCAAUUCGAGCACUGAUGAUGUGCAUCCACGCGUACUUCAACAUCUGGUGUGAGGCACGUGCAGGCUGGGGUGUAUUUAUGAAGCGGCGCACGGCGGUGCACAAAAUAAGCUCGCUACCGGAGGCGACACCGCUGCAGUUGCGCUCCUUCGAUGAUGUCUGUGCGAUAUGCUAUCAGGAAAUGACAUCAGCAAAAAUUACCCGUUGCAAGCAUUAUUUCCACGGCGUAUGCUUGAGAAAAUGGCUAUACGUUCAGGAUCGUUGUCCCCUGUGUCACGAAAUUAUCAUGAAUCAAGACGGCAAGAACGGCGAUUGCAACGGCGAACAGACUAAUGAAGACGAAACUGGCCAGAAUGCCAAUCAAAUGUCCAAUUCCAAUUCCGCACCGGGAUCGCUGGGAUCGGAAAGUAGCACACUUCACGCACAAACUGACACUUCAGCGAGCGCCACUACAUCAUCUCCAUCCUUAGCUAGCUCCCCGAGCAGUAAUGCCGUUUCUGCCAACAGCAGCAACAGCACCAGCACUAGUAGCUACAGUAGCAGUAAUAGUAGUAAUAGCACCAGCCGGAACCAUACGCUAACGGUUAGUGGCUUCCGCAUCCCGAGUCCCUCAUCGGUGGCCGGCUCUUCGUCAUCGUCGUCGGAGGUUUCAACGCCUGUUCCUUCUUCGGUGAGUGCGACCUCAUCCGAAACAGCUGCAGCAACUGCCGUAGCGAUAUCGCAAAUCAUCCGACAGCACCAGCUACAGCAGCAACAGCAGCUCCAUCCACGAUCGUCUGUUGAUCGUGAUUUUCUAGACGAACUGGAGUAAAAACAGGAAUCCAGCAAGGUACUAGAUGUAUUUCCUGUAUUUUCUUACCAUUUUGUGAGAGAUUGGAAUUAAUCGGAAUUCUGUCCUAUGUGUACAUUUGUUUUGUGUUGCCUUUGGUGGGGCAUUGAGAAUUGCAAUUUCAAUGCCUCCCUUGUGAAGUAGGAGUUAUUUUAGCCAAAUUGCGGGGUCUACAUUAUAUAGUCAGCUUGAAAAGGGAAUACAACCAGUCGUUCAAGUGGAGAAGAGAAAGAUUGAAAUUGUUUAAUUUGGUUACGUACCGGAUGGCGAGACAGUAUGUCUAUCAGAUGUGGAAGCACCACCUGCUAGCAAGAGAGAUUACAGGUUGCGCGAGGUAAAAUACUUAAAGACCGUGGGUGGAUGGAAGGGUUUAUUUUCUCGUUGCGUGAAAGGAUGGUAGCCUCAUCAUCUUGCGCAAUCCUCUCGGUUUGACAAAGUUAGUUCCUUUCGAUUUCGUCUCCAAGUUAUUUCAAAAGAACAUUUUAGGCAUGCACAACCAAUCGCAUUGCCGGAGUAGCUCAAUCAAAUGUUAUUUUGAGAUCAACAUUUAUCGGGAUCACAAGAAAACUAUUGAGGUAGUUGUUAAACACGGUUGUUGCGAUAUUUUUGCUGUUUUUUUUUUCUUCAGGAAAUCAAAUUAUAUCAGAAGUAUGUUAACUCCCAAUAACCAAAUAUAAACAAUAACUCAAAAUUACGAACCUUGUAUCUGAUGCUUAGAAUCGAAAACAUGUAAGCAUGUUUAUUGAAAAUGUAAUUUUAAUGCAUUGUAGAAUUUCAAAAUUUCGCAAUCUAUUUUCGCACAAUUUUUGAAUAUCACUGAGUGACUUAAGUACAAUUCAAUAAACAGGAUAUUUUUGCAUUUUAGACAUACCUGUUGACAAAUUUAUUUCAACCACUCUAUAGACUUCCCAAAUUCAACCCCGACCCUUAUAUAAUCAAAACAAUUUCUUCUUUUCCAUUUGAACGGCGAAGAGAAAGAUACGCAAGUGAUAUUUUACAUCAGUCUAUUUAUAUGUUGUUCUUUUAUUGUUUAAGAAGCGAAACCGCAAUGUGACUAAUAGAGCAAACAAAACUGUGGGUGGGUUAGCAUUAAUGGAAACGUGUAAGCAUAACAUAGCAGCAAAAUAAAACAAAAAACUAUCUCAACGAACGGGGAAAAGAAUGCGAUCAGUCAUCAGCAUCAUCAAGGCCAUUACAUUCUUUUCUUUGCUUUGUGAACCGUAUAACAUGUUAGAUACAAUCUGUGAAGAAGUCAUUUACGUGUAAAUAUGAAACUAUGAGUAAA
Ochlerotatus camptorhynchus is the source of this 4201-nucleotide messenger RNA. RefSeq names its product TRC8 ring finger protein (gene Trc8). Gene Ontology annotation, cellular component: endoplasmic reticulum; endomembrane system. NCBI's taxonomy places the organism in Eukaryota, Metazoa, Arthropoda, Insecta, Diptera, Culicidae. Bases 427 to 2898 code for a protein of 823 amino acids. The transcript is spliced from 8 exons. The record is from RefSeq and is a predicted model, not a curated record. Gene Ontology annotation, biological process: ERAD pathway.